Molecule: messenger RNA, 4049 nt
Organism: Manduca sexta (tobacco hornworm)
Lineage: Eukaryota; Metazoa; Arthropoda; Insecta; Lepidoptera; Sphingidae
Product: short-chain specific acyl-CoA dehydrogenase, mitochondrial
Exons: 9
Coding region: 346-1581 (411 amino acids)
Biological process (GO): fatty acid beta-oxidation using acyl-CoA dehydrogenase; butyrate catabolic process
Cellular component (GO): mitochondrion
Molecular function (GO): flavin adenine dinucleotide binding
Source: RefSeq, a predicted model, not a curated record
CAAAGCGUCAGAAAUACUACAUUUGUGUACAACUCCGCCGGCUAUCGCAUUUGCCAUUGAUACCGCAGUUUUUGACUUUUAAUGUAAAUAAAUUCAGUGAUAAGUCCGAUAAUCGUAAAUUCUGAGUUGAUAACAACGCCCUAUUUUUCCGAGCAGCAAAAUCGUAUUUAAUUUAAUACUAGUAUAAACCUGUCGAAGGCGCAGUGUAAAGGCAGUUAUUGUUGGUAAAUUAUAUUUUGGCCGGCCUUGGCCCAUUAUCAUACAUUAUCGUAUUUGAAUAAGUACAGUGUCAACGUAGAGUCGUGUUUGGUUAAAAACUUUUGUGAUAUAAUUCAUACAAUCGAAAUGGCCGCGAGUGUAUUCCUGAAAACAUCGAAAUUUAGUAUAUCAUCCCUACAAUGCAUGAAAGCAGUAGCUGUACAAAGAAGGACGUUCAGCUGCCAGCUCAACGAUCAGCAGAAGGCUAUCCAGGAGAUGACCAAGAACUUCACCACGGAAUACUUGAAGCCCAGAGCCGCUAAGCAUGAUUUGGACGGGCGGUUCCCUUUUGAGGCUAUUAAAAAACUCACCGACAUGGGACUGAUGGGCGCCUGCGUGGCUAAAGAGUACGGAGGGCUUGGCCUUGACUACUUGUCUCUCGCAGUGGCUGUGGAGGAAUUGUCACGAGGUUGUGCAAGCACGGGCAUGAUCGUCUCCAUCCACAACUUCCUCUACGCGAACCUGGUCAACGAGAAAGGCACUCCGGAACAAAAAGAAAUAUUCUUGAAGGACUUCACUAAGGGAUGUAUAGGAUGUUUCGCAUUGAGUGAGCCAGGUGCGGGAACUGACGUGGCGGGUAUCAAACUGCACGCCAAACUGGACGGCGACUGUUGGACGCUGAACGGCAAAAAGAGUUGGGUGACGUCCGCCAUAGAGGGCGCUGCCACUGUCACCUUCGCCACAUUUGACCCCGAGUUGAAACACAAGGGACUUGUGUGUUUCCUUGUGCCAAUGGACUCUGAGGGACUGUUCAGAGGAAAGAAAGAACCUAUAAUGAGUGUUAGCGUGUGCCUCAGGGCGGCGACCGCGUGCACCGUCACCAUGGAGGAUGUGCGUAUCCCGCAGGCGUACAUGGUCGGUAACCAGGGCGACGGAUUCAAGAUCGCCAUGGGCCAGCUGGACCAGGCCAGGAUCGGGAUCGCGGCGCAUGCUGUCGGGAUUGCCCAAUCUGCUCUGGAUACAGCCAUUGACUACGCGAAGAAAAGGGAGGCGUUCGGCAGACCCCUCACUAGAUUAGCGUCAGUUAAGGACCGGCUGACGGACAUGUGCAUCCUGGUGGAGACGGCGCGGAUGGCGACGUACCGCGCGGCCGUCGACGUCAGCACCAAGAACAGCGCCAUGGCCAAGUACAUAGCGGGCCGCAACGCCGCCGCCGUCGCCGACCACUGCGUGCAGAUACUCGGCGGUCGCGGACUCUCCACGCACUACCCCGCCGAGAGACAUUACAGGGAUGCCCGGGGCACGCAGAUCUACGGUGGCGUGACAGACAUACAGAAACGUUUGGUCGGACACUUCUUGCUCAAGGAACACGAUGCGCUAUGACGCGUCACGCUGGACCGGGUAACGUGCUAGUCUCGUAGCGAUCGUUUAUCGACAUCGAUAAAUUAAUUUGCAAAUAGAUUAGUAUCGAUGUACUAUUUGAAUUUUAAGUGCUGUUUUUGAUAUUUAGUUAUGCGAUCAUGGAUUUUAUUUUAUUAGUUUAUGAUCUCUUUUUACAGUGUUUAUUUUUCAGGCAUUUUAUUGAAAUAUAUAGGUUGUUAUUAUCUCUGAACUGUUGAUCGACAGGCUUUGUGGGGUGCGGAACGAAGUUUAAUUAUUACACUCUUAACAAGUAUUGAUGCGUAUUGCAGCACACAUUUAGGUAGUAUAGUCCAAAUUUUAGUUUCAAGAACAAAAAACUUAUAUUAAUCAUCAAGAACAAAUUUUUCUGUUUAACGAUAUCUGAUAUAAUAUAUUUUUUCGAGUAGCAUUUUUAUUCUCCUCAAUUGAGGUUGUAAAUAAUUUGACUACCCUAAUUAAUAUUACUUCAGUAUUUUGUACAUAAGUUAUUUAAAUUUUACUUAUAUUGAGCAGCUAUAAAACCAUCGAUUAAUUUAUCGAUAUCGAUAAGAUUCCUUCGUGGAUAACGACCAACACUGCCACAAAUUGUGCACAAAUUUAAGGUAACGGAUGUAUUUAUCGGCUAAUGAUUUAAAUUGUAUUUUAAAAGGAACGUUUUGUCGAUAAUAUAUUAAAUUACGAUAAUAAUUACCACUUUAGUGCUAGUCAUGGACUCAAACAAAGCUCAAUUUUCACUUUUUUAAAUCUAACAUUUCUAUCUAUUCUUUUUUUUGUCUAAUCAAUCGCUUUCUUUUAACAUUUAUUUGUUACUAUAACUUACCUUCGACCAUUCUUAAGAAACGAAACAUUUUAAUUAUGACUAUAAUAAUGAAAUAAAAGUCAAUACUAAUUAUCAUCUAAUUUUACAAUUGAGAAAAUACUCUUAUAUUAUCGAAUUGUUUAAAUAAUUCCUUGUACCAUCGUUUUGAUUAAUGUAUUUUAUAUUUUAAUUAUUAACCAUUUUUAGCAUUUAUAAUAAAAAUAUGGUGAUUGAAAUGUACUUAUUAUACCAUUCCAAUGUUUAAAUUAUUUAUACUACAUUUAAAAAGAACAUUUAUGUCCAUGUGUUAAGGCGCAGUUUCAUCGUAUGUACAUCCAGCUUAAAUGUAUAUGGGAAUAAACAACAAAAUAUAAAUGUGUAUGUUGUAUGCAACGUCUUCCUGUCAAAUAAAUUAUAUCCACUAUUGCAGAUAGAAUUGUAUAGUAAAAAAACAUACAUACAUACGUACGUUUGUUUUCCCAGUAUGCUGCUCUCAGCAUUUUUAGUUUAAUUGGAAAGUUUCUUGUCUUUUAAAGGGAGUUAAAUAUAGUUUCUAUGAAGUUAGGUCGCUGUAUUUAUGGGCCAUAGAUGUAGAUAAGAAAUUCGGCCGAAGAUUGUGCCACCGGAACUUACACCAGUCUAGUUUAAAGCAAGGUAUAGCUUAAUGCGUUAUUACAAAAAAUAUUCUGAACAUCAAUGGAUAGUGUGCUGUGCCUUGCCUCAUACAAUUUUACAUUUGAUUGCGAGAAAGCGAUUCUCAGUGUGCGACGACCUUAAUCACUAAUCAUGUCCGAUUUAUAUUUUAUUUAACUAAAGCAAUAGUCAGUAGCUAUAUUAUGUUUUCGGUUUUACGUAGAGUUGAUAGGUUUUGUACCAAACAACGAUAAAAUACAUGGUUAUCGUCGUGUUGGGAAAACAUACGUAUCGAUUAUAUUAUGUCCAAUGAGUUUGAAUUAUACUACAUUGGUAAGGUACACAGUGAAACGAAGUAACAAGUUUUAGUUAAUCUGUCACCCACAGAUACACUUUAACUUCACCGGUGACGGUUUAUCUCAAUAAAUCCUGUGAAAAUAUUUUCUGAAAAUAUUAGGAUGGUUGUUUUAAAUAAACUCAGAAACAAUUUGAUUUCAAUGUAAUUAUUUGCUCCAAUGGUUUUUUUUAAUAAUUGGCACUGGCUUCGUGUAAUUUGCGCUAUAAAUCGCUUCAGUGUUGGAUUUUUAUAGAAUUUUAUAUUUAUUUAUAAAUUUUUAAGUUGAUUUAUAAAUUGCAGAAGAAAAGAUAAACGAAAAAAUUGUUUUACUGUGUCGCUUGCUUGACUAUCACCUAUUUUGCUCUGAAUAUAAAUCCACAGCGAUUUAACUUCAAGCAUUAUGUAAAGGAGCUUCCAGUUUUAAAUAGCAAAUAGUACAGACAAAUAGAUACCGCAUAAUUAAAUCGAAUGGCUAUAGAUAAUUAGAAUAUGAAAUAUGAACAGAUAAAAAACUUUCAAAUGUCUUCCAAUAAAAAAAGUAAAUGUGAAAUAUACGUAUUUUUAAAAAUUGUUAAUAAUGCCAAACAAUGCAAUGGUUUUUGUUGUGUAUUAUAUAAUGACGUUAAGUGAAUAGAUAUGUAUAUUGUAUAAUCUUGUGCCGAUAUUAAAGAUAUUUUUGUA